Molecule: messenger RNA, 2319 nt
Organism: Aplysia californica (California sea hare)
Lineage: Eukaryota; Metazoa; Mollusca; Gastropoda; Aplysiida; Aplysiidae
Product: protein Red
Exons: 19
Coding region: 257-2077 (606 amino acids)
Biological process (GO): mRNA splicing, via spliceosome
Cellular component (GO): nucleus
Source: RefSeq, a predicted model, not a curated record
UGUAGAGAAGCAAGGAGCUUAGAACUAUUAUGUUCCUACUUUAGGCUAAUCUCCUUGUAGAGAAGCUAACCUAACUGGCAUUUGUUGUGAAAUGUGAAGUGUGAAACCUGGCCAGUGGCUAGUGUCACUGUUUUGAUGCGAAAGAGCAGCCAGUUGUUGGUGCUGGAAAAAAACAAUUACAUGCUCAUAUAUUCAUGUUGUUUACUGCAAAACAGUUCCUAAUUCUAUAGUGCUGUCAAAGGAAUAAUUGUUCCAGAUGCCUGAACGAGGCGAAAAUGAGGUGUUUUCCAACCCUCUGCCCCCAGCUGGGCACAGGGUGUCUACGGAGGAGGAUGCUGAUGAUGAGCAUCCUCUUACAAAUGAGGAUUUUCGAAAAAUGCUUAUGACCCCUAAAGCUGGUUCAACAACUUCUUAUACAGAAACUGUGAAGCAUGCAAGAAAAGAGAUUCCAGUGGCUCCAGAAGAGGGUGAGGAGGAGGAUGCUGCCACCAGAAGAAAGAAGAAGAAAAGUUACUAUGCCAAGCUCAAAAGAGAUGAAGAGGAGAGACAGAAAGAGCUGGAGUCCAAGUACAGAGACAGAGCCAAGGAGCGCCGAGAAGGCCACAACAAGGACUACUCUGAGACGGAAGUUAUUAGCACGACGGCUGACUACAGAGCUGUGGCCCCUGAUGCCAAGGCCAUUGAAAACAAUGCAGAGAGGAGGAAGCAAGUGAUACAGGCCUCUAAGUACUUGGGAGGUGACAUGGAACACACUCACUUGGUGAAAGGAUUGGACUAUGCACUACUUGAGAAGGUGAGAGCUGAGAUCACCUCAAAAGAGAGGGAAGAUGAGGAUAUGAUGGAAACUGUUGUCUCCCAGCCAAACAGAGAAGAGGAGGAUCCUGAAGAAAAGAUAACAUUCAAGACCAAGCUGGGUCGGAACAUCUACAGAACCUUGUUCCGGAACCGUGUACCUCAGAGAAAUGAGCUGUUUUUGCCCAGGCGUAUGGCCUAUGUCAUUGCCUUGGAAGAUGAGUUUGCAGAAUCAGACAUCCCAGCCACCCUGAUCCGCAGUAAGGCUGACUGUCCAUCUCUACAGGCUACAACAACUCUAACAACAAAUGAUAUUGUGAUCAACAAACUGACGCAGAUUUUGUCGUAUCUGAGACAAGGGAAAAGAGAAGCAAAGAAGUUGAAAAAGAAAGAAAAAGGAAAACUAAAAGAGGAAGAGAAAGCCAGAAUCACUGCCCUGGAUGACAGCAUCUAUGGUGAGAUUGGAGACUACGAGCCAUCAUUUGCCAAGCCCAAGGACAAGAGGGAGAAAGACAGAAAGGACAAGGAUCGCGACAGCAAGUCUGAUCGGGACCGAGAUCGUGAUAGGGGCAGAGACCGGGAAAGGGACAGGGAGAGAGAGAGGGAUAGGGACAGAGACAGGCGAGACUACCGGGACCGUGACAGGGAGAGAGAGAGAGAUAGGGGCAGAGAUCGGGAAAGGGAGAGGGAACGGACGGACAGGAUCAGAGAACCAGAGCGGGAGAAGCCCCAGAGGAAGUCUUACUUUGAAAAGCCUGUGGAAGAGGAUGACCUUAAGGAAAAACCCAAAGAGACAGCGAUUGAACUGGUCAAAUCGAUCAACGAAAGGUUUAAAGGCUAUGCUGAUGUUGAGGAGGAGAAGGAAAAAGUGAAGGUGGAUGCUGAGAAGAACAGGUUGCAAAAAUUGAAAGCGAAGACAGGUAUCGACAGUUACGCUGAGUGCUACCCAGGCAUGGCAGAGUCUGCAGAUGCUAUCGACGAUUCUGACGAGGAAGUUGACUUCACCAAAAUGGACCAGGGCAACAAGAAGGGUCCAGUCGGCCGAUGGGACUUUGACACGGCCGAGGAAUAUUCCGACUAUAUGUCCAACCGGGAGGCUCUGCCCAAAGCUGCUUUCCAGUACGGGGUGAAGAUGAGUGACGGUCGUCGGACACGCAGAACGGGCCCCAAAGAUGAGAAACAGAAGCUGGACAGAGAGCUGCAGCAGAUCCAGAGGAUCAUAGAGAAGAGGAAACCCAGUGGGGCGGACGGCGGGGGCAGUGAUGCCAAGCAUGCCAAAUAUUGAGGGGGUGGGGUGGAGAUUGUUUUGUGAUGUGUUCCAUGCAAAGUUCUUUGAGGUUUUCUGCCUGCAUUAUAUGUUGGUUUAGAAAGAAACAACGUAAGAUUUUAGGAUGGAAAUGUUUAUCUCACAAGAACUUAUGGGGGGUGGAUGGGAGGGAGCCUCUAUCAAGUCUUUUUAAUCUUUAUGUGAUGUGUAUUUUUCAUGUAUUACAGAAUAAAAUUCAGCUUCUGCUAAAGUGAUUAAAA